Rotaria sordida is the source of this 1563-nucleotide messenger RNA. The record is from the annotation of a GenBank genome assembly. Lineage: Eukaryota; Metazoa; Rotifera; Eurotatoria; Philodinida; Philodinidae.
AUGGCUUUUAAACGAAAAUUUAGUUUAAAUAUUGAACAUAUUCAACAAGAAGAAGGAUUAGAAAAUUCACGAACAUCAUCCAUAUUAAGUCCAAAUGGAGCAAAACAUUUUCGUCGACAAUUAAGUGAACAAAAUUUCGACGAAUCUCAAUUGAUGAAUCGUUUUGAUGAUGAACAAAAACCCUUUUUAUCUAUUGAUGGUAUUGAAAAAUUACCAUAUAAAAUUGCUAAUAUCAAUCUAGCUGAAUUGGGUAGAAAAACAUUGUCAAUGGCUGAAGCUGAAAUGCCAGGAGUAAUGUUAUUGAGAAAAAUCUAUACUCCUAAACAACCAUUGAAAGGUGUUCGACUUGCUGGAUGUUUACAUUUAACAGCACAAACUGGAGUAAUGAUUGAAACAUUUUGUCAAUUGGGUGCACAAGUUCAAUGGAGUUCUUGUAAUCCAUUAUCAACACAAGAUCAUGUAGCAGCUGCAUUAGUCAAAACUGGUAUACCUAUUUAUGCAUGGAAAGGUGAAACUGAAGAAGAAAAAUUAUGGUGUAUAGAUCAGACUAUCUACUUUGCUGAUGGUCAACCAUUAAAUGCUAUUUUGGAUGAUGGUUGUAAUUUGGCACGAAUUAUACAUGAAAAAUAUCCACAUUUAACAAGUCUGAUACAUGGUAGUAGUGAAGAAACAACAGCUGGUAUAACAAAAUUACGUAAAUUAUUCAAACAUAAAAAAUUAAAAGUUCCAGUUAUUAAUGUUAAUGAUAGUGUAACAAAAUCAAAAUUUGAUAAUAAUUAUGGAUGUGGUGAAAGUCUUAUUGAUGGUAUCAAACGUGCUACAGAUGUUAUGAUUGGAGGAAAAAUAGUAGUAGUUAUUGGAUAUGGUAAUGUAGGAAAAGGAUGUGCAAAAGUAUUAAGUGGUUAUGGUGCACGAGUUAUUGUUACUGAAAUCGAUCCAAUUUGUGCUUUACAAGCUGUAAUGGAUGGUUAUCAAGUAACAACAAUGGCUGAAGCAUGUAAAAUUGGUCAAAUAUUUGUAUCAGCUACUGGUUCAACAGGAUUAAUUCGUGGUGAACAUAUGAUGGAAAUGCGUGAUAUGGCUAUUUUAUGUAAUAUUGGUUCCGGACAAACUGAAAUCGAUGUUGUAUGGUUAAAAGCUAAUGCAGUCAAAAUUGAACAUAUUAAACCACAAGUUGAUAUUUACCAUUUACCAAGUGGUCGUGCUAUUAUUUUACCUGCUGAUGGUCGUGUUGUUAAUCUUUCUUGUGCACAUGGAAAUCCAAGUUUUGUUAUGAGCAAUUCAUUUUCAAAUCAAAUUUUGGCACAAAUUCAAUUAUUUACAAAUAAAGGACAAUAUCCAAUUGGAAUUCAUACUCUUCCAAAAACCAAUAUACAAUUUACUACUUCGAUACCAUUAGAAAACACUCAUAAUGAUCAAUUUAUUACAUUCACUCCUAUUGCAGUUAAUCAAUAUCGAAAGAAUUCAGUUCAUACUAUCAUUACUGAUGAUCAUAUUAGUAAAAUAUUAGAAAAACUUGGUUUAUCUACAAUUACUUUUACAACAAAAUCAUCACCUAUAUGA